Paecilomyces variotii is the source of this 1118-nucleotide messenger RNA. Its product is annotated as putative aldo-keto reductase. The record is from RefSeq and is a predicted model, not a curated record. The transcript is spliced from 3 exons. NCBI's taxonomy places the organism in Eukaryota, Fungi, Ascomycota, Eurotiomycetes, Eurotiales, Thermoascaceae. Bases 163 to 1014 code for a protein of 283 amino acids. Gene Ontology annotation, molecular function: oxidoreductase activity.
GAUCAUUCGGAAGACAGACUAUCCACCAAAUCUUUCGCUCGCCUGAAUCACGUCAAUCGCCAUCCUCGGAGACGCAAUCGCUCAAGACUGAAUUUUCUCGCUUCCAGGAUCGAAAGGAUCGCAUUCGUGUUCACAGGCAGUCUGAACCUUGGAACGCCCAUCAUGUCCGUGAAAUACGCCAUCACCGACCUUGUUUCUCUCCCAAACUCAAACGUCAAAAUCCCUCGACUCGGGUUUGGUGUCUACCGUGCUCACGAUGAUAAAUGCCUCAAAGCCGCCCAGACUGCCCUGAAGGUCGGCUACCGUCACAUCGACACUGCGCAAUUCUACCAGAAUGAACGCGAGGUAGGCGAGGCUCUACGCCAAUCGGGUCUGCCGCGCAGCGAAGUCUUUAUCACAACCAAAAUUAUGAGUCCUGGCGGUUCGCCUGAGGCGACGUAUGAGAAGAUCUUGGAAAGCGUAGAAAAGAUCGGGGGCAAAGAUGGAUACGUCGAUUUGUUCCUGAUCCACAGCAGCAGCUCUGGCGCGGCUGGCCGCAAGGAGUUAUGGCAAGCGCUGGAGAGACUGCUGGAGGAAGGGAAAACUAGGAGUAUUGGAGUGAGCAACUAUGGAGUGAAGCACAUUGAGGAGAUGAAGGCCUACGCUAAGGUCUGGCCACCCCAUGUGAACCAGCUCGAGCUUCAUCCGUGGUCCCAGCAACGCGUUAUCGUGGACUACUGCAAGAAGCAUGGGAUUGUCGUCGAGGCUUAUUCACCGCUGGUGCGGAAUUACAAGGCCAACGACCCAACGUUAGUAGGACUAGCGCAAAAAUACGGCAAAACGACAGCGCAGAUCUUGGUCCGCUAUUCCAUACAGAAGGAAUGGGUUCCCCUUCCGAAGAGCGAGGACCCUGCACGCAUCGCCGCCAAUGCUGAUGUCUUUGAUUUCGAGAUCAGUGCAGACGAUAUGGCCGUGCUAGACGGACUGGACCAGGGAAGCGCCGGUGCGAUCGUGGAAGCCGUCGCCAAUGAAUGAUUGGCUUAUACGGGCACCGUAGACGUGAUAAUCGUUUAGCUGGGUCAAUGUUUUAAUACCACUUACUUCUUUCUAUACGGCGCAAGGAACAUUGGUUGUCUUGU